Molecule: messenger RNA, 2056 nt
Organism: Branchiostoma floridae (Florida lancelet)
Lineage: Eukaryota; Metazoa; Chordata; Leptocardii; Amphioxiformes; Branchiostomatidae
Product: cysteine synthase 1-like
Exons: 15
Coding region: 105-1196 (363 amino acids)
Cellular component (GO): cytoplasm
Molecular function (GO): cysteine synthase activity
Source: RefSeq, a predicted model, not a curated record
GGUGUUAUUUUGAGAAUGUCUACUGACUAUUUGAUCUUCUAAGCAUUUCAUCCGUGGCGUUUUGCUUCGGUGUCACCUGAGGUGGUCAAAGGUGGGUGACAAACAUGGCAUCCGCGGCUAAAACAGUUUGGUUUCUCCGGCAUUCUCAACCAGUUUUCUCCCGACAGUUCAAACGUUUUCAGUCGUCGGAAGUGAGGCAAGGAUUUCUAGGGACAGUUGGCAACACUCCUCUUAUCCACUUGAAGAAAAUAAGUGAAAAUACAGGCUGUACUAUCCUGGCCAAGGCUGAGUUCCUGAACUCAGGAGGCUCAGUCAAGGAUAGAGCAGCACUUUUUCUCAUCAAGGAUGCCCAAGAAAAAGGUUUGAUCGGACCAGGUGGUACUGUUGUGGAGGGAACAGCAGGGAACACUGGGAUAGGUCUGGCUCACAUGUGCCUGGCCCUGGGCUACAAGUGUGUCAUCUACAUGCCUAACAACCAGUCUCAGGAAAAAAUUGAUGCCUUAACCACUCUUGGUGCUGAUGUCAGACCUGUACCUGUGGCCCCAUUCACAGAUCCAAACAACUAUAACCACCAGGCUCGGAGGUUUGCUGAAAGUAUUAACAAUGCUGUCUGGACCAACCAAUUCGACAACACAGCAAACAGAAGAGCCCACAUUGAGACCACUGGACCUGAAAUAUGGAGGCAAACAGAUGGAAAGGUUGAUGCUGUAACAUUUGGAACAGGAACUGGUGGAACUCUAGCAGGUGUCAGUAUGUACCUGAAGGAUAGAAAUCCUAAAAUCAAGGCAAUACUGGCUGACCCUGAGGGCAGUGUCCUGUACAACUGGAUCAAACAUGGCAAGCUGGAGAGAGAGGGGACUGGGUCCAUCACAGAGGGCAUAGGUCAAGGUCGGGUCACAGACAACCUGAAGGGGGCAGACAUUGAUGAUGCUGUACAUGUUACUGACAAACUUGCUGUGGAAAUGACAUUCCGUUUGCUGCACGAAGAAGGCUUCUUUGUUGGAGCAUCCUCUGGACUUAAUGUGUCAGCAGCUGUGCAGGUUGCCCAGAUGCUUGGCCCAGGUCACACCAUUGUUACCUGCCUAUGUGACACAGGCCAGAGAUACUAUGCAAAAUUGUUCAGCAGAUCAGUGUUGGAAAGCAGAGGUGUCUUGGAGAGCAUUCCUGAACAGUACAGAUCCUCUCUACAUGACUAGUCAACUAUCAUUCUAUGUUCUAUUCCUCUAUAUACAUGUACUGGUCAGUAAAUAUGAAUUAUGUUUAAGUUCAGAAAUACAUGUAUACGUAUACAAAUGUAGUAGAAAAGCUAUUAUACAACGAAGUCAUACAAAAGAGAGACUAUAUUUUUCCAUGUCUCACUUUUAUACACAUAGUACAGCAAAACAUUACUACCUGGUUAGGUGAUUGAUUCUGACCUGAACUUGCUGGUUAUAAGCAAUAGGAGAUACAACAUACCUAAUAGGACUUUGAUAGCAAUAUAGCAUUGGUAUGCUGAAAGCAUUGUGAUAAAAUGUCUACAUAUUGAAUUGCUGAAUGUACCUUAUUCCAAUUAAGCAAGUAAUGAAAUGACACAUCUACUAGUAAAGCUACAAUUUGUGAAAAUUAUGACACUUGCUGGAAUGAUAGGUGUAAUACUUUACAUGCACUGAAAAUUGAUAAUCAUGAUGUAUGUGGCAGAUGUAGGGAUCUUAACAUGCUUUGUUAUGCAAAUAAACUACUAACUUUUGUAGUAAUAUGGAAAGCUGUACUUCGUGUUAAAUGAUUAGUUCAUAUAUCCACUACAAAUGAUUUUUAUAUAAACCAAAGAAACAUUCCUACAUAUCUCGUUCCUUGUGAAGUCUAGUAUCAUAAAUGCUAUGCUUGAUAUUAACCUCAAGCACGUAGGAAUAUUGGCUGUGUGUGGACAUUGGUUAUAUAAUUAUAGGCUUUACAGGUGCCUUUUUGAAAGACUGCCAACAAAACAUCAUUUUUUCAUUCAAUAACUUUCUGCCAUCUAAAGCCUGAAGAUUUUAAUAGCAAAAAUGUAUUUUUUGAUCAAUAAAGGACUCAACAAAUG